CCAAAAAGGCAGUUUCCACCCAUUAAAAAGGAAGAUCCUCUCUUUUGCAGACAACAUAUCGAAUCGAAGCACAAGAGAUUAAAAAAUAAAACCCUAAAGUUUUCUCCUUUUUAUCAAUGGCGGAUUUGGCUAAACUUGAGAGCGGAGGAGCCGUCGUCAUAGGCGACAUUGGAGUUGAAGUCGGCGGCGCGGCGGGGGAAGAGAGGGAGUUGGAAGGAAUAUCUGUGUUGGAUUUCGAUCUGCUUUGCUCCACGGUGGCGCUUCAGACUCAGGGGAAGUGGAGGAAACUCGAGAGCUCCGAUGGAGAAGAUGAUGAAUAUGGCGGCGGCGUUUUACGGCUUUGGGAAGGUGAUGUUAUGGACUGCCUUGAGGAUCGUCAUCUCUGUAUCGAAUCCGCUUGCUGUCCGUGCUAUAGAUUCGGGAAGAACAUGACAAGGACUGGUUUUGGUUCUUGUUUUCUUCAGGGUGCGGUUCAUAUGAUUCUUAUCAUUGGUCUCCUAUUCAACGUUGCAGCUUUUGCUGUAACCAAGAGGCAUUGCUUUCUCUAUCUGGCUGUUGCUUUCGUUAUUUUGAUUGCAUCCUACCUGGGUUUCUUCCGUAUGCUGAUAAGAAGGAAGUUUAACAUUAGAGUAAGCGUUAGUUUGUUUUCUGUGAGUGUGUUAAGGGAUUAUUUUUCUUCUGUUGUGCAUCAUGACAUGGUUGAUUCUCUUUCUUCUUUACAGGGCGCUGAUAGUUUCUUUGACGAUUUCAUCCACCAUCUCAUGUGUCCAUUCUGUACAUUAACUCAGGAAUCGAAAACACUGGAGAUAAACAAUGUCCACGAUGGUAUUUGGCAUGGUCGAGGAGACACACUGUGCAUAGGCGUGUAUCCUGAAGGAAAAUCUUUGCUUGAGCUGCAUUCUCCUCCAGUUAUUGUAUCAACGAUGUCACCAUAAAAUCUACAACACAGGAGCAUGAAGCUCUGCGCCUCCAUAUCUAUAGGCAUUGGUAUCAUCAUCGGCUGCGGUUAGUUAACCAUUGAGAAAACUUUCAUGUUUGUUUUUCGAAACUGUGAUAUAUAGCAAACAUGGAAGUUCGAUUUGAGAGGAGAAACGUUGAGAAGCGACUUGUAUGCUAAUAGUGUGUACCAGUGCCAUUUAUCUGUAUAUAAUAGCCACCUAAUUGUAUGAUAAUGUCACAGAGAACCGUUUCUUAGGUGAAUAAAAGUUGCUGAUUAGACUGGGAUUAUUAAGUACUCUGAAUCAAACUAUUGGAUUCGGUUGGUG
Molecule: messenger RNA, 1265 nt
Organism: Eruca vesicaria subsp. sativa (arugula)
Lineage: Eukaryota; Viridiplantae; Streptophyta; Magnoliopsida; Brassicales; Brassicaceae
Source: the annotation of a GenBank genome assembly